This is a messenger RNA of Hemibagrus wyckioides, 1238 nucleotides long. Its product is annotated as regulator of G-protein signaling 9-binding protein. The record is from RefSeq and is a predicted model, not a curated record. The coding region runs from base 21 to 743 and encodes 240 amino acids. The transcript is spliced from 2 exons. NCBI's taxonomy places the organism in Eukaryota, Metazoa, Chordata, Actinopteri, Siluriformes, Bagridae. Gene Ontology annotation, cellular component: neuron projection. Gene Ontology annotation, biological process: G protein-coupled receptor signaling pathway.
CCAGUUGUGGUCGGUGGAGCAUGAAUCGGUGGCGGAGGUCUGUGGGAGAGAUCCAGGCCAGGAAGAGGCUGGUGAGCGAGUGUGAGCAGGCGCAGGUCUCCUUCAACAAACUCACCGCCUGCUUCCAGCAAAUGGCCACCUGCUUAGGGAGUAACACAGACGGUAGCCUUCUGAGAGACGAGAUGGAGGAAACCAGGGGACAGGCGCAUAAAAUAUGUACAGGGCUGCACCGGAGGCUGCUGAAGCUGCUAGUUGAGACUGAGCAAAGCCAGGACGACCGCGAGCAGGUCGAGCGCCUAUGGGUGCUGCUCCUGAGCACUUUGGAGAACUUCCAGCAGGAGCUUAGGAAGGUCAGUGCACUCCAGGAGCUCUUUCCUGUCACUCUGCAGAAGGACAGACAUGCCCUGGUGAACACAGGUGCCUCCGGAGGAGGCACUGAAGUGGCAGGGCGUGCUGCCAUGGUGCAGAACCCCUGGGUGGUGACAGAGUGCAAGGAGAAGCCUGACCUGAACGGCCAUGUGCUGGAGAUCGAGACUCUGCUCCAGGAAAUGCUGCAGAGAGUAAACGUGCCACUAUGGUCAGUGGAGCCAAUGCAGAAAGCCUGGGCAGAAGGGACACAGGAAGAGGAUGAUGACAUCUUAGAGGAGAUAAUGGAGGUCGAAGUGGUGUCACAGGAUGGAAAAUCAGGCUGCUGCAGCCAUUCCAACUGUAGACUAAGAUGCAUAUUCUGUUUGCUAAACUAGAGCCAUUUUGGAUCAUGUAGCUAAUGAGAAAUCAGUCUUUAAUCCUUAAUUGCUUUGGCAUGUCUUGGUUUUUGUAACAAAAUCAAGAUUAAUCAUGAGCCACAUGGGAACCACCAAGCAAGAUUUCCAUUCUGUAGAUUUCACAAUGAACAGUAGCAUAGGUGAACUUUCAGACAACGCUGCCCUCUAUCUGCAACCGCUACUAAACUAGAUCAGUCUAUCAAAUGGAACUGCAACAGCAGGACACAAGGACACAUUAUGCUAAAGAUGAAACAAAUAAAUAAAAUAUAGACGUAAUGUUGGGGGGAAAACUAAUAUACCUGAAAUACUUCUACUUGUCUGAAAGUAUAGAGAUUAGACUGCAUUGCAGUCUUUCAGUUAUAUCAAAGUUCACCACAGGAGCAAACAUUUUGUAGCAAUUUACAAAUUGCCCUUUAACUAGAAAAUAACUUCCCUGGAACCCUAGUUUACAUUUUUUCAGAAACAAAUUAAACA